UUGGUAUAGAUUGAAUUUAAAAUUAUUAUUAUUAUUUUUUUUAAUAUUAAACCCAUCCCCCCUAGUUGUUUUUGCCCAUGCUGGCUUAAUUGGUUAAGUGUUUGACAUAUGGUGCACAUGUGUGGAGAACUCCCAGUCCAGACAGGCAGGUUCGACUGUUUUGGGCUGGCUCUCGUUGCCAUGGCAACGGGGCGAGUGAAGCGGGGAAGACCCCGGGAAAGGGGUCUUCCCCCCCCUUUCUCCCCUUCACCUUCCACUGGGUAAGCUCCGGCUUCAGUCUGGGCUGUGGUCCAUUUGACGCACGGCGGAGAUGGUGCUGAUGAAGCGGGGCGGAUGUGGCCGUGGAUCCGUACGGGUAGGGCGGUACCGCAAGCAGAAACUUGUGUCCAGAUUGAGCGACUCUGGUUUUGUGGAGGACUUUGCAGUUUCUCCUCCUCCUCCCUCGCCUCUGCGUGUGGACGAACCGGAGGGUGACCCGGCAGGACAAGCUUCUACCUGGUACCUCCAGUACGGUGACGUCGGCUACAGGAUCCAGAGGGAGAGGGAGGCGCUGUUUUACCCGUGCCAAAGCCUCGCUCUCCAGCCACAAGUGACGGCCGAGGCACGCUGCAAGCUGGUCAGCUGGCUCAUCCCUGUUCACACGCACUUCCGCCUGUCCUUUGAGUGCUGCUGCCUGACUGUGAACAUCAUGGACAGGUUCCUGGCGUGCACGCCGGUGGCUGCCGACUGCUUCCAGCUUCUAGGUGUCACGUCGUUGCUGCUCGCCAGCAAAAAGGUGGAGGUGUGCUCCCCCAGCAUCAGCAACCUCCUGUCCUUGUGCUGCGACACCUUCACCAAGGAGCAGCUCUGCAACCUGGAGUGUCUCAUCCUGCUGCGCCUCCACUUCCGCCUGGGCGCGCCCACCCUGGCCUUUUUCUUGGAUUACCACGCCGACCGCACGGGAGCCGCCAGCGGGUCCCAGAGGCGUCGCAGCAGCCUGGCCCGAAAGGUGUGCGAGCUGAGCCUGGCCGACUACGCCUUCAACAAGUACGCCCCGUCUCUGACCGCCAGCUGCGCGCUCAGUCUCGCAGGCGAGUUGCUCCAGGCCGAACACGUGUGCGGCCGGUCGGAGGAUGAAUCAAAGGCUAACAUGAUGGAGGAUCAGAGUGGGAGCAAUCACGGCAGUUUGGCUCGGGAGUGCCGAGACAACCUGAAGCUGCUGGCUGCUCUCAACCAGGCGUCACUGGAGGUGCUCUCCAACAUGUGAACUCAAGUUGAACAUAUGCAGCAAAUUUUGACCAUACUUUCAAUACAUUAUCCUCCCAUGUACCCUACUCACAAAAAUGUGAUAAGGAUUUUUGUCUGAAAUUUCUGGAUGAACCUAAAAUGCACUACAAUCUUUACGGGUGAACUUAAUCUGACUUUUUAAAAUCUUUUUAAUGCAAGUCCAAAAGUUCAAUGUUUCAGUACUUUUUGCACAACUUGCUGUUCUACAACAAGGAGCUGAAUGGCAAAAUGAACAACAGGUGUUUGAUCCAUAAACCGACCAAUACAUUUCCAAGAAUGUCCACUUCCAUGCCUUUCUGUGACUCUUCCAGUCUCUCUGUGUCUCUGUUGCAGCCUACAGAUAGAUGACACUCUAAGCUCAGUGGCCACUUCCCUCUGAGAACAUCCUGUUUGGGGCCUCGCAUUGGCGGUGUAAUGUUUAGUCAUUGUUAGGUGUCGUCUGGGUCUCAUGAUGUCAAAGUGUGAACAGCAUGAUGAAGAGGACUGUAGAAAAAUAGUCAUUCUAAUUGAACCAGGAAACGUAUUGCUCCAUUCAUAGAUCAAACACCUGUUGUGGAUUUGGCCAUUCAGCUCCUUGUUAUGGAACAGCAGGUUGUGCAAAAAGUACUGAAACAUUGAACAGUGAUUCCCAAACACUGUUCUGCGACACAUUCGUGUGCCUUGAGAGAUCAUCAGGUGGGCUGCGGAAAUGAUCCCAUUUCACUGCCACAAAUAAUCUACUUAUCUAUUUAUCCCAGCGACAUAUAGUGACAGGCAGAACAAUUAAAUGCUCUUCCAGUAGAUGGCAGAAGGUACAAUUACCUGUUUAGCAACCUGUUGCCAUUCAUACAACGGAAUAAUAACUUCGUGCUCAACUAAACAGGCUCGGAUUUCACACUGAGUAAAUUGAGAUGAGAUCAUCAUUAUUUCCGUAUUCAUACUUUUUGUGACAUUUGUGUUUGUUGGUGUGCCGUGAGAUUGGUUUCAUGUAAAAUAUGUGCCUUGGCUCAAUAAAGGUUGGGGAACACUG
Messenger RNA from Phyllopteryx taeniolatus (common seadragon), 2275 nucleotides. Its product is annotated as cyclin-O protein B. Gene Ontology annotation, cellular component: centrosome; cytoplasm; cyclin-dependent protein kinase holoenzyme complex. NCBI's taxonomy places the organism in Eukaryota, Metazoa, Chordata, Actinopteri, Syngnathiformes, Syngnathidae. Gene Ontology annotation, biological process: regulation of cyclin-dependent protein serine/threonine kinase activity; mitotic cell cycle phase transition. The record is from RefSeq and is a predicted model, not a curated record. Gene Ontology annotation, molecular function: cyclin-dependent protein serine/threonine kinase regulator activity. The coding region runs from base 311 to 1246 and encodes 311 amino acids. The transcript is spliced from 3 exons.